AUGCGGCUUUCCAUGAUCUCUCUCGUCGUUGUUUCUAGUGCCGUCGCUUUUGUGUAUGCUUCGGACUCGUGCGACAUGGGCACCAUUCAGAGCACCCUGCUCUUGAAUGGGACAACUUGGCACGAUAAUUGUGCGUCGGCUACUGGUAUGGACGUGUUUGCAAUGAUCACGUUACCGACUAAAGCGGAGGCCCAAAACAUUUUCCAGUCGCGUGAUUGUGUCAACUACUUGAAUCAGCUCAGCCAGCAGGCCAAUACGCAGAUUCAGUGUGAGAUGCAGUCAAGCAACAAGACCGAUUUCAGCUCGGGCAGCAUGUCCGGAAGCGCCUCGCUUUCCCCCAGUGACUUUGCCUCUGUCAGUAAUUCCUCUUCAGGUAGCGAAUCGGGCCUGGACAGCAUCGCCGAGCCUGACAGCAGCAUCGUCGAGCCUGGCAGCAGCAUUGCCGAGCCUGACAGCAGCGCAAGCAUCUCCGUUACCGCUUCUUUUACUGUUGUCGCGACUACGGUGACCGCCGUGCUCAGUUUUGCACUGUAG
Messenger RNA from Peronospora farinosa, 534 nucleotides. NCBI's taxonomy places the organism in Eukaryota, Oomycota, Peronosporomycetes, Peronosporales, Peronosporaceae. The record is from the annotation of a GenBank genome assembly.